AUGGGUUCGAAGAGUAAAUUCAAAGAGAAAUUAUCACCUCCAGGUGCAACACCAAUCAUACAGAAACCAACAGAUCAUAUCAAAUCAGAAUCAAUAACUUACUUUAAAAAGUAUAUGAAGAUUGCAUCAAGUAUUCAUUUUAGACAAUGGACCGAAGCUAAUGACCCAAGAGAAAGAGAACCUUUGAUCCAAGAUAUAAGAAGACUAGUCUCACAACUCCCCAAACCAAUCAUCAUCGAAAGUUUAAAAGAUGUAAUCAUGUCUUAUGGUGAUGCAAGUAUUGAUGAAAUUAUAAAAGAAGAUGAUAUGAAAAUACCCAAAUUUUCAAAAAUUGAACCAUUAAUCUCAUAUUUUUUAUUCUUUGGAGUUCCAAGAAGACAAUUACAAUUAAACGUUGUGGUGAAAUUGAGAGAAUUGAUUUCAUUUUCCCCAAUUUUUGAUAAAACUCUUUAUUAUGAAUGGAAAAUGUUUAUGUUAAAUAAUUCUCAUUAUUUAAGUUGUGAACCAACUCCAUCAAUAUUGAAUUUGAUUAUAAUUGCUGGCUAUUUUAACCCAUUGAAAAUUCAAUCAAGGUUAUUAGAUUUACAAUAUAAUGAAGAAUUAAUCAAUGAUUUAUCAUUAGAAAGAUUAGUUACCAAGAUUGAAGGUUAUAUAUUGAAUGAAUUUGUUGAUUUUUUGGUUGAUGAUGAAUCUAUUGAUACUUAUAGACCAUUGAUGUUACCUAUGCCCCCUGUGCGUCCACCUCCACCACCUUUACACCCACAUCCCACAACUCUUGCCAUGGUUCCAAGUUCCAAAUCAAAUCAAUCCGAUAUUUCUCAUCAAUCACCACCACUGGAAGAGGAAGAAGAAAGGCAACCAGGACAAACUGACUACAAGAAAGAGUUGACUUCUGCUGGUGAUAAAAUUAACAAUACUUCAGAAAAAUUAAAUCCAAUUGAAAAUGUAAAUAAAACACCAGUUCAACCCGUCACACCAAAUAUACGGACACCAAUUUAUAGAGAAGCCUCCACUCAAACUUCAAGAUAUGUUCACACAUCCACUCAAACUGAUGAACCUAUACCAAAACCUAAAAUCCCAACAAGCAACAAGCAACGACCAUUUAAAUCUUUUGCAGAAAGCUUCAACGAAGCUCUUCCGAAAAAAAACAAACAUUCAAAAUUGGAUCCUCUUUCAAGAUUGGAUAGCAAUUUAUCGUCAGAUGUUCAAGAUAUACCUUCAUCAUAUUCUGGAAAAUUUACAAAAUAUAAAGUAUUACCACCAAAUCCCAAACAACCAUUAAGUUUGAAACUGAUGUCUCAACUACAAAAAACACAACCAUUAACCUCACCUUCAAUCAAUAAGUUUGACCAAAAAUCAGCCGAUCCACAAUUAACAUUAUCACCACCUAAAGGAACAUUUUCAAUGAAUAGCACACCUACAACAACUAAUAAGUCAAACAUCACCAAUCCCAAACCCACAACAACUAAUGAAGUGAAUACAAAUGAACCUAAAAAUAAUAUAAAUGCUUCACCACCAAGCCCCGAAUCACUACGGCUAGCUUCAGUAUCAAGUGAUAAAACAAUACCAUCGAAAAGACCACUUGAAGAACCAUCAUCAUCAUUAUCAUCAUUAUCAUCAUCAUCACCAUCAUCUUCACAAUUUUUAAAAAUUGAACGUUCAUUAGUGGAAAAACUAGAAAAGCCUAAAGUUACAGCUUUUAACCAUCCUAAAAGAAAUCAAAUCAAAGAGAUCUUGAGCAUGAAUAGAAAGGCAAAAGGCUAUAUAGUAAAAGUCAGAUUUGAAGAUGAUGAUACUGAAUGGUUUAGAUAUUUCGAAAUGAAAAAACUCGCACCAAAAAUGAUUGAUGAAUUUUGUUUAAAAACUGGAUUAUUCCCCAAAAAUGAUUAA
Messenger RNA from Hansenula anomala, 1890 nucleotides. RefSeq lists its product as uncharacterized. The coding region runs from base 1 to 1890 and encodes 629 amino acids. Lineage: Eukaryota; Fungi; Ascomycota; Saccharomycetes; Phaffomycetales; Wickerhamomycetaceae. The record is from RefSeq and is a predicted model, not a curated record. The transcript has a single exon.